Messenger RNA from Phyllopteryx taeniolatus (common seadragon), 1417 nucleotides. RefSeq names its product COMM domain containing 9 (gene commd9). The transcript is spliced from 5 exons. The record is from RefSeq and is a predicted model, not a curated record. Lineage: Eukaryota; Metazoa; Chordata; Actinopteri; Syngnathiformes; Syngnathidae. Bases 751 to 1173 code for a protein of 140 amino acids.
AAAAAAAACACCUCCGGUUGUCACGUGACUGUCAAGAUGGCUGCCACCCUGUCGAGCGAACAUUUCGACAAUUUGCAGCUUCUUCUCAAGGCUCCAUCCAAAGACUUUGUGAAGGACGUGUGUGUGCAGAGUCGCCGAGGUCCAAGUCUUCGUCUGACUCGGAACGCCGCCGCGGCGCUCGCCGUCCCUGAAGCUCAGGCUGCUCAGGCACCUUCUUUCAAAUUCAUCACGUUUUUUAUUUUGACGCAACUUUCAAGACCACACAGAAUAUGCUGUCAGAUAUGACAAUAUAUGCAUCCAACCUAGCAAAAGACAGACUCUCUUCUUUCACCAGAAAGUUGAUUUCCACCUCUUGAAGUUGUUUCGUCGUCAGGAGUCGAACCCGGAUUGCGUUUUCACACAAAAAACACAGAAAAUGAACUUUUUGGGAAAAGAAAUAUGACAUGCUUUUGAUGCAAACUUUUUUUACUUCUAUGACAUAACAAGCCCCCCCCCCCCAAAAGAAAAUAACAAUCAUAAAUAUAUAAUAAAUAUUAAAUAAGUAGUAAUAGUAAGCCGAGAUUCACCGCUCAAUCUCGAUCUUCUGCUCGAAAGCUGUGCUGAUGUGAAACGGCGCCAUCCGCUGGCGUCCGUUCGACAUGACAGCGGUUUACAAACCCGAAUUCCGCAGACGAGCCGGCCGAGAUCCUCUUCCACGCGCACCCGUUGAAAGAUGCACUUGAGGAAUAUAUUCUUAAAUUGGGCUUUUGUAUGUGUGCGCCUCAGCUGCUGCACUCGCUGCACGCGUUGUCCGCUCACGUGGUCUUCGGCAACCUGAGCUCGGCCGAGCGGGUGGUCCAGCUUUUUCCUGAGGGCUUCCACUCCAGCCUGAAGAACUUGCUCACCAAGAUCCUGCUGGAGAACAGGGAGAUGUGGAAAACAGAAGCAGUCGGGAGUCAGACCACGCUUCCCCAGCUGACGGCCGUGGACUGGAGGGUGGACGUGGUGAGCAGCUCGGACGCGCUCAGCCGGAUGUGCGUCCCCGCGUGUCUCGUCCACUUCAAGACGGAGGAUGCGUGCGCCUCCGAUUCCGUGUCCGUGGCGACGGUGGAGCUGAGCAGGGAGAGUCUGGACACCAUGUUGGACGGGCUGGGCCGCGUCCGGGACCAGCUCUCUGCGGUCGCUGGCAAGUGACGAUGUCAUAGGAGGAUUCAUUUGGUUACAUCACGACUGGCUGCUUGUCGCUAGGCAGACUUCAUCAUAACCGCCCCACUCCGCUCUAUGAACAACAACAACCUGACAGGAAGUCACAAACACACACACACUGUCGAUGAAUCGGGGCUCUGUAUUAAAUAUAAAAUACAUUCAACAAAUACAUGCGUCUGGUGGUGAAAGCUUGACUGUGUCUUCAUAUUAAUAAAGUGCUUUUAUAAGACAA